This is a messenger RNA of Cinara cedri, 9087 nucleotides long. The record is from the annotation of a GenBank genome assembly. Lineage: Eukaryota; Metazoa; Arthropoda; Insecta; Hemiptera; Aphididae.
CAGUUCAGCGACAGUACGCAAGCCAGUUAGUCACUGGUGUCGAAUCGACAAUAUUGCUUUAGAAAAGAUGACGUAGAUACUUCUUUGUGAUUUUAUCGAUUAACGCAAGCAACAUAAUUAUUAUGGAGUUUGCACUGAAAGUAAUCACCGUGAUUGCGAUUUACAUUUGCCCGACUGGUGAGUACCUAUAUUCUACCUACCUUCUAUCUACCAAUAAUUCAUUUACUAACAAGACUCACAUUGUUUUAAUAAAAAUUAAUAUAACAAAAAUAUUAUAAUAUGUAUUUUUUAGGCAUAGCAAAUAAUAUUAAUUAAAAAUAAUAUAAAUAAUAAUGAAGUUAUAAAAAUCAUAUUGUAUUCAACAUAUUUUAAAACAUUGUGGAAUUUGAAGCUUAUUCAAACGAACUAGGUACGAGUUUACUAAAACGCCAUGCAAUUUUAUUGAAAUUAAAGAAACAAAAUAUCAAUAGAAGGGCAAUGGUUCUGUUUUUGGACACUUUCUUAAAAUACAAUUAGAUAUUUUAAUAUUAUCUGCGAUUAUUUUUGUAGGUUUGUAGAUAUUCAAAAACAAAUCUAAGUAUAGAGUUUAGAAUAUUCAGAUUUAAACACUUACUUAAUUUCUCUCUCUCUUUCUCUCUCUCUCUCUCUCUCUGUCUCUCUCUCUCUCUCUCUCUCUCUCUCUCUCUCUCUCUCUCUCUGUCUCUCUUUCUCUCUCUCUCAAUUUACUAAACGCGUUUUUAUAUUUACGGAGCAUAAUAUUACAUAGCUAAUAAUGGACCAUGUGUGUUCGAUUUCCUGUUUAUGAGAUUAUUUUGAAUACCCAAAUCACAAAUUCAGAGCCAGUAUACUGAUAUACUUAAACAUGUUUAUUGAUGAACAUACGUAGUUCUCAUAAUAAUAUAGUUGCUAUAAAGUUUGGAAAACAAAAUAUAUUUCCAGGUUAGGAUUUAUAUUUCUGUAUGCUUGGUCCACCAAUUUUCUGCAAAAAGUGUCGUGUCGAAAGUAACAAAGUUAUCUAUUUCUUCUCAAUAAGUAUAUUUAUACAGUGAAUUAUUUAUAAUUUUAUUAUUCUUUUAAAAAAAUACAAAUUUAAUUUAAUACAUUUUUUAAAUACUUUAUAAUGUAACUACUACUCACAUAAUUACAAUAUAAGUAGGUCUGCAUUUUUAUGAUACAUUAAACAGAUAUUUAAAGUGAAAUUUAAGUCCCAAGAACUCUUUUCAAUCACGAUCAUUAAUUUACGAUUAAUAUUUUAGAUUCGAAGAAGAGCGAAGAAGCUUAUAGUUUUACAAAGAUGUUUAUUUUUUUUUUUAUCUGUGUGCAACUUUUUUACCAGAAGACUUGUUUGGAUUUCUACGUGUAGUGCCUUUUUUGAAAGGAAAUUGGCGUGGGAAGGUACUUUAAGGGACGUCAUUUUUAGAUUUUCUCAAGAGUUUUCCCAGAAAAUGUAAAAACCGAAAAAAUAGUAGGAAAAUUGGGAAAAUUGAUACAUACAACAUUAAACAAAUUUUACUAAAGAAAAUAUAUAAAGCCUAUUUAAUUAUUUUUCUAUAAAAUGACAUAUAUAUUCUGAACUCCGCUCAGAAUUGUUUCUUCGUAAGCAAUGGUUUAUUGUUACUUACAUAUAUACAUUAUAUUCCCGUCUAUAUCCUACCUUCCCAACUUUCUACCUACACCAGUAUCUGCACCCGUCUCCAUUAUCUUAUCUAUCUUUUCUUUUUUUUUAAUUUCGAUUGAAUUUGAUUAAGACAUGUAGAUAUGCAACCAAAAAAUUAUCAUUAUGUCCAGACAAGUUAUUAUUCUAAUGAGUAAUGUGGUUGUUUUUCAAUUUCAUUUUAUCAAGAAACUUGCUUUGGAUAACUAAAUAUUUUUCUUUGCUUAAAUUUCUUUUUAUAGGUAGGUACUUUAGGAGAAAUUGAUAAUAAAUCGUAACGAGCACGCAUAGUUGAAUAAAAGUGAAAUCAGUGAAACCGAUUUCAAAUAAUAAUUUGUGACAAUUCAUAAACUCUGGAAAAUAUAAAACACGAUCAAAUCAGUUUCAAAGUCAAUAGUUUUUUUCGUUGAGCCUAUUUUUUUAAUGAAAACAUUUUUUUUUUUAGAAUUGUUCAUUUGUUAAGCCGAAAAUUUAAGUUAUUAUAUUGCGAUUUGCGAUUAAUAUUUGCCCUAUUGUGAAAGCGUAACAUUUCAAUUCAUCUUUUUAAAUGUCGAAUAUACAAUAUAUACCACAUGGUCUACAAUCACUCCCCACAAUACCUUCUUACACGUCGUUAUGUAAUUAUAAUUCACCUCAAGCUAUAACACAAUACAAAUUUGUCUGUGGAGUUUUUAAUAAAUAUAUGUGCUAAGGUCGCUUAAGAACGUUGAACCUGCAGUAAACAUUCUCAGGAAAUUGUGUGGACACCAUUCCAACUAAUUUUAAAAUAACCAUGUGUGUGUAUUACUAUAUAUAUUAUAAUAUUAUUUAUAACUCGAAUUUAAACUAAGUUAAUAUAUAAUUAUGAGGAAUUUUGAGCAAUUAUUCAAAAGACAAUGUAAAGUAAAAAGGAUGGCAUACUCCGCGAUAGGAUACCUAACCUAACGAUAAACCAUUGCUAACGAAAAAACGAUUCAGAGCGAAAUUCAGUUGAUAGCGAUGAUGCUUUGUCAACAAUUUAUAUGUCAUAUUGUGAUAAAAUAACUAAAUAGGAAUUAUAUUUUUUCUUUCAUAAUAUUUGUUUAAUAUUCUACCGAUUUUCCGGUUUUGCCUUCGUUUUUCCCGGUUUUCCCAUGUUUUUUCCUAGUUUUUCAUAUUUGUUAUAUUUUUGUUUACAGUAGUUUAUAGUUGCUUUAUAUAGAUAUAAAUUAAAUUACUGCAUAUAUUCUACCUUCCAAACUUGCAAUCUACAACAUUGAUGAUGCACCCAUAAACAGUAUUAGCUCUUUUUUUUUUUAUUGUUAAAUAUAAUAGUUUAUUAAAAAUACAAAAAUUUACUCAGCUUUAUUUAGUUUUUGAAUGUUUGUAAAAAUAUAUUCGUUUACCAAAAUUAUUAUUGCACUCAAUAUAAUAUUUAUGACUUGUUAUAAAUUUGUCUAGAAAAGAUUAUAGUUUUUCAAUUCAGAAAAAAAAAGUUACAAACAGAAUAUAUUAAUAAUAUAAAAACUGGAAUAGCGAAUUUAGCAUUUGUUUCUUUUAUUUCUUAUAAUCUUGUCUUUAAAAUUAUUGUGAAAAUCGAAAAAUGAAAGCCUGUAUAUAGUGCAAUAUCUAUAUUCUAUAUGAUUAUUUACUUGUCUAUUAAGAUAGAUAAUUUUUUAGAAAAAAAAAUCAAGAAAUCAAAAUUAUGAAUUCGAUUACACAAUAUUGAUAAGCGACAUACGGGAUUAUUAGAACAGUAAUAAUUUUUAGAAUGAGGAGUAGCAAAGGGAGGAUUAAUUCUGAAGUUAAAAGAGGGUACUUUAAGGUCAAUUUUUUGUGACAAUUCAAGGCAGUCAAUGACACCAUUCAAGAUCUUAUACAUAAAAGAUAUAUCAUAUUCUAAUCUACUAAUUUUUAAAGACUAGAUUAUAUUCAUAUAUAUUUGAUAAUAAUAAUUUAAUUUGAAACUAUUGUAUUAAAUUCCAGCUAUGUAGUUUGUUAUAGGUUAUAGGGUACCUAUAUCUAACACAAUUAUUUUAUAUUAUUAUUAAUAUACAAAUAAACGAGUUAUAACCAAAAAAUAAUCUUGGCACUUAGUACCUACUUACAAACCGUUUAAUGUGUUAACAUAAUAAUUUCAAUUUAAUCAUUUACUUCGGAUUAAUGUGAUGUCUAAUUUCGAAUGUUUGAUACAAUACUUUCAGUGAUAUGUGCAGAUCCUACUAAUGAAACUCCUUUUACUUGCCCAGAAGUCGGUGGAAAUGGAAACUAUGCCGAUCCAGCCACGUGUCGUCGAUUUUAUCAAGUAUUUGUCACUAUUUCUAAUUAUUAUGUAAUUCAUUUUUUUACAGAAUGUAUAUUUUUUCAGUGUGUUGAUAAUUUUCCAUAUUUGAACCGUUGCCCGGCGGGUUUAUACUUUGACGAUGUUAAUAAGCUGUGUACGUUCAAAAACGAAGCCCGUUGUGGACCUCUUCCCACGAGUAAGAUUAUUAUAAAAAAUAUAAAUGAGAUGUGGAACAUAGGUCACUUAUAUGACUUUAUUUUAUUUAGCUGAAGCGCCAAGUACAGAAAAUCCUGUCGACUUAGCACAAAAAUGUGAUACAAGUCAGUGUAUAUUACCUUAUUGUUUUUGUUCGAGAGACGGAACCUUAAUACCAGGUGGAUUGGAUCCAAAAGAGGUUGGUGCCUACUUUUUAUUACCGUUGUAUGAAAACAUAUUUUUGCUCCUGUUUUAAUUUUUAAACAUUUCAAUAGACACCUCAAAUGAUACUGUUGACAUUUGAUGGAGCAGUGAACCAAAAUAAUUACGAUCAUUAUCAAAAAGUGUUUUCCCAUAAUAAGAAAAAUCCUAAUGGAUGUCUUAUUAAGGGAACGUUUUUUAUAUCGCACGAAUACUGCGAUUAUAACAUGGUACAAGAACUUGCACAUAAAGGUCACGAGAUUGCCGUAGAAACCGUUUCGUAAGUACACUUUGUAGGGUUAAGUUUUGUAUUUAAGUUACAUAAAUAAAUCAAUCCUUACAAGGAAAAACUUCUAAUUAAAUUAUAUGUUUAUAGGUUACAAAAAGGGCUACACGACAAAGGAUACGAAGAAUGGGUCGCCGAAAUGAUUGGAAUGAGAGAGAUUCUCGUGAACUUCGCAAAUUUAACGAAAAGCGAUAUAGUUGGUAUGAGAGCACCCUUCUUGAAACCUGGACGAAACACCCAAUACGAGGUAUUAAUUAUUAUAUACAUUAAACGGUUAAAAUAAAUUAAUUUAUUAUUUUUACGAAUUAUAUUUUCUAUUAGAAAUAUUGCUUUAAUCAAAAAACGAUAAGAAAUCUUUUUUGUUGAAUUUUUAAUUUAUUUGGUGGGUAAGAAAGUCGUUUUUUGAUUUCAUUAUAGUUUUUCAAUAAUUUAACAAAACCGAAAAAAACUUUAAAAAAACGGGACAUCGUUUUUCAUUAGAAAUAGUUUAUAGUUGUUUAUCGAUGUAAAUUAAAUAACUUAAUGCAUCCUAACUUCUCAGCUUCUCAUCCUCAAGUGACACACCCGUCCCUAGUAUCAGCUGUUUUUUUUUUAUUUACUUAUCAUAAUAAUUAAUUUAUAAUAAAAAACGUCUGCAUUAUGAUGAAAUAUUUUUAAAUUAUUGUAUAACUUCAGAAGCUUCGCCAUUAACUGUUAAUUUAAUAAUAAUAAUACACUUCUUUUUUCUUUUUAUAUAAGUUUUUUUUAGUUAUAAUCAUAGCUCAACAGCAUAAUAAUAUACUUUAUUGCAAAAAAACAAAACAAUGCAGAAAAUGUAUAUGAAUUACCAAUGGAAUAAAAUAUUGCAGAGCCCCCUAAAAGCAUAGCUUGUACCGGGGGAGCGAGUUCUUAUCACUUUUAUAAUACAUAAAAUCUAAAAACAAUAAGUUGUUCAUAAUAAUAUUAUACAAUAAAUAUAAAUACAUUUCACUUUAUUAAAAACGUUAAACCUUCUUAUAAAUUCAUUAUCUUCGAUAAAUUUAAGUAUUUCAAAAUUUGAAAAUGUUUUAAAAUAUUUUAAAUUUUCAAAUUGAUUUAUGUUAAUAUUUAAUAAACGACAUAAAUCAAGACCAGUAUACAACAUUAUAACAGCAUGAGUGAUUCCAAUCGAACUUGUAUCUUAGUCAUGUUUAUACAUGAGCUAAUUUAGAAAACACUCUUUUCCAAGAAAAACUUGUCACGGAGUAAAUAGGAUAAAGAUAUAGUAAAUAGCAUAUUUUUUAGAAGAUAAUUUUAUCUAUUUUGUGUGUGAGAAAGUCGUUGUUUGAUGUUCCGUAUAGUUUCCCUAAUACUUACGAAAAACUAAGUAAAAAUGUAGAAAAUACAGCAAAAUGUAUAGAAUUUGGUUUGUCUGUUUUUAUUCGGUUAAAAAUUAUUAUAGAAACCUGUAAUUUUCACAAAAUACUCAUAUUGGCGUUUUGUUGACGUAGUAAAAUUAUCGAAACAUUCUAGCUAUUAUUGGGCUAUAAUAUAUUUAUAGGUAUUUGUUAUUAAAAUUAUAUGACUUAAAAUAAAUACUUGAAGAUUUAACACAAGGUACAUUAUAAGUUUUACUAGUGGUUUAAAAAAGCAAUUUGAGUUGAAUGCAUUCGAUUUUUUUUCUAAGCGUUUUAAAAUCAAAUUUUAAUGAAAAUCAUAAAAAUUGUUCAAAAUACGUCAUACUUUUUCGUUAGCAAUAGUUUAUCGUUACUUAUAGAUAUAAAUUAAAUAACUUUAUGUAUACUACCUUACCAACUUCCCACCUACAAGAAUAUCUGCACCCAUCCCCAGUAUCAGCUCUUUUAUUUAUUGUUAUAGAUUGUUUAGUGUAUUAGUAUUUAAACAUAAAAAUAAUAAUAAUGCAUUUCAUUUUAGAAUUAAAACGUUUCUAUUAUAGCUAAUAAAUGAUAAAACAAAAUGUAUCGUUAAAACGAAUGCUUCAUACGAGAUUCUUUAUAUUUUUAUAAUGUAUAACUUAAUACAAUAUAACUUAUUAUAUGUAUAUUUUAAAUAUUAAGUAACCUUUCUCUUUUUUUUUAAUACGUAUCUGUGAAUUAUUUUUCGGCAUGUAUUAUUAAUGCUCGUUCUUUUAUUUUUACACAACAUUUGAACUUUUAAUAAAUCUCUAACCACAUUGACACUGACGUAUUUCACAAUAACAUGCUAUGCACACUUCAUUCAUUUUAAAACACGUUUUUUUAUAUAAGUUAUUGUUUUUUUUUUUUUUUUUAUUAUUGUAUGUAAUCUAUCCUCCUUCCAUUUACCAUUACUAAUUAUAAUUGAUACAUGAAUUUGUAUAGAUUAUGAUAACAUGAUAAACUACACUCGCGUAAAAAUUUCAUUAUGUCUCAUUUCCUACUUAUAUUUUGCUAACGGAAUGGGUUCAAAUUUAUGGCCGGCCUUAGUUUUUACGUGGUCCUGGACAAAAUCAUUUUGCCUGACUUUUUUUUUAAUUUGAAUAUAACAUGUUCCUAUAUUUUCAUUAUUAAUAAUAUUAUACUACCUCCCCUCCACAAUUAUUCAUACCUUAAUAUAAUAUUGUAAACUAUUAUUUUCUAAAUAUUGUAAAAAUUUUUCAACAAGACGACAAUAGCAAACUUCCGUUAAAAGUCAAAAGCCAAAUUACCGUAUUAUCAAGAUCAUUAUAUUUGUAUAUUAUAUUCAAAUUUCACGUACAACGAAAUGUUAUAAGAUACUUUUAGCAUCGAUUAUUAUUGUUACUGUUGUUGACCAUAACGCUAUUUUUAGAUUUAAUAUUUUUAUGAAUAUUAUUAUGUAAUAUGUACUUGUACAAUAUACAAUAAAUAUAUACUAUUUGUAUUAUAAACUUAAUUAGCCUGUAUGAACCUAUAACUGUAAUAAUUACAGUUAUACAAUAAUAGUACAAUUAUUGUACUAUUUCAACUGUAAUAUAUUUAAAUACCUACUCGAUAAUAUUUAUCUACUUUAAAUCUAUUUAUUAGUCAAUAUUAUUUAUAAACACGAAAGAGUUGAGAAAUAUAAGUAUAACUUUCCAUUUGAGAUAAUUAUUAAUUAUUGUUUUUUAAAUGUAUCCUAGGUAAUUGAAGAUUACGGUUUUGUUUAUGACAGUUCAAUUGGUAUCCCUCCUUCUAGGGUACCGAUAUGGCCGUACUCUCUAGACUACAAGAUUCCACACGAAUGCAAGUCGGGAACUUGCCCUACCAAAUCGUUUAAAGGUAAAUUUCCCACAAAUAUAUAUAUAUAUAUAUAUAUAAACAUAUAUAAAUAAAUUUAAGUUUUAAAUUUUUAAAGUUCUUUUAAAUAUAAAAUUUUUCAAAUUCAAAUUUAUAGGUACAUGGGAAGUUCCUUUAAACGCCCAUUACGUUGAAACAUACGAAGGUGGUCACUGUCCGUACUUAGACCAAUGCGUAUUGCAUAGCCAUGAUGCCACCGAAGUGUUUGAGUGGCUCCGUGAAGACUUUAACAGGUAUUAUAAUCAAAAUCGGGCGCCAUAUAUGAUGCCAUUCCAUACCAACUGGUUCCAAAUUAAAGAACUGGCCGACGGACUGCAUAAAUUCGUCGACUGGGCUAACAAACAGUAAGCGAAUUCAUUUUAUUGCCGAUAACGAAACUCGGAACUAUAAACAUGGAAAUAUAUAUAUUUACAUCAUACAUACUAUGUAAUUUUUUUUUAGACCAGACGUGUGGUUCGUUACAACUACACAAGCGUUGACGUGGAUGACCGAUCCGAAAACCACCAAGGAUUUGUCCAGUUUUGAGCCAUGGAUGUGUGACAAGCCGGAUCAGCUGCCAUCACCGCCAUGUAAUUUGCCCAACAAAUGUCCCUUAUCAUUCAAGCACCCGGAAACCAAUAUAUCUGGGACAAGGUAAUAUUAAUUAUUCAAACAUAAUUUUGUUAACGUCAAUAAUUAAACAAUUUAGAUUUUCAAAAAAAUACAAUUUGAAUAAUUUCAGGUAUUUGUCAACGUGUAGAGAAUGUCCGAGGAAAUAUCCGUGGCUGGGUGAUUCGAAAGGAACCGGAGUUGCCGGAGCCGACGUAUACACUCCAGAAAACUUAAAAAAGAAAUAAUUUAAGAUUUACAUUUUAUCAUCUUUUUAUACCAUUAUAGAAUCCAAAAGUAUUUAUUAUUUUCUUUCGAUAAAAUUAUUCCCCAAUCAAUUUAAUUGGGUUUAUUUUAAAUUUAAAUUAUUCAAUAUAAUUAUACAAAUAUUAUGUUAAAUUUAAAUUAGGUACAUUUAUCUUCAGUAUUAUUUAAUUUUACAACACUUACAUGAAUUUACAAUAUGCCAUAUUGGUACCUAAUAAUGAGACAAAUAAAUAAUAUAAUCGUAGAACUAAAAUAUUAUAAUAAUAUAUGCAUGACACCUACUCGUAAUAAUGUUUGACAUGGUAACAACAUAUUAUUACACAAGUUAAUAUGUUGAAAUGAGAGUUGUUUUUUUGAUAUCAAAACUAGUUUUCAUAAUAAUUGUGAAAAAUAAAAAAAAUACAAUUUUUAUAUUAUGGCU